GAAUCGGAAUCACCAACCCUAAAAGGCGUUUCGUUUACUCUCAGGCCGGGUGAACUGUUGACUGUGAUUGGACCUGUGGGAGCAGGAAAGUCGUCACUGUUACGUGCUCUGCUGGGGGAGCUGCCCCGGAGCCAGGGGAAGGUCAGCGUGCAUGGAAGGAUCGCAUAUGUUUCUCAGCAGCCCUGGGUGUUUCCAGGAACUGUGAGAAGUAACAUUUUAUUUGGGAAGAAAUAUGAAGAAAAGCGAUAUGAAAAAGUAAUAAAGGCUUGUGCUUUGGAAGAGGAUUUCCAGAAUUUGAAGGAAAGAGAUCUAACUGUGACAGGAGAUGGAGGAACCCCGCUGAGUGAAGGACAGAAAGCCCGGGUCAGCCUUGCCAGAGCCAUGUAUCAGGACGCAGACAUCUACCUCCUGGAUGAUCCGCUCAGCGCAGUAGAUGCAGGAGUCAGCAGGCACUUAUUUGAACAGUGUGUUCGUCAGGCCUUGAAGGAGAAGAUCACAAUCUUAGUCACUCAUCAGUUGCAAUACCUAAAAGAUGCAAGUCAGAUUCUGAUAUUAAAAGAUGACAAAACGGUGGAAAGGAGGACUUACUCUGAGUUCCUGAAAUCUGGGAUAGAUAUUUUUUCCCUUUUUGACAAGGGAAAUAAGCAGCCCGAAUCAUCUCCAGUUCCAGGAACUCCUACUCUGACCUCCGAGUCUUUGGUUCAGUCUCUACCGUCUCCCAGACCCUCCUUAAAAGAUGCGGCUCCAGAAGACCAAGAUACUGAGAAUAUACAGGUUACACUACCUCUAGAGGACUAUUUGGAAGGAAAAGUUGGUUUUAAGACCUAUAAGAAUUACUUCACAGCCGGUGCUGCCUGGCCUGUCAUCACCUUCCUUAUUCUAGUAAACAUCACAGCUCAGGUUGCCUACGUCCUGCAGGACUGGUGGCUUGCAUUCUGGGCGAAUGUACAAGGUGACCUGUAUUCUGGGGCAUUAGUAAAAGAAGAUGUAGAUAUGAUACUCAUCCUGAACUGGUACUUAAGAGUUUAUUCAGGGUUAACUGUGUCUACCAUCCUUUUUGGCAUCACAAAGUCUCUGUUGAUAUUCUACAUCCUUGUUAAUUCUUCACAAACUUUGCACAAAAAAAUAUUGGAGUCCAUUUUGAGAGCUCCCGUAUUGUUCUUCAAUAGCAAUCCAAUAGGAAGAAUUUUAAAUCGUUUCUCCAAAGACAUUGGGCAUAUGGAUGACUUGCUGCCUUUGAUGUUUCAAGAUUUCAUCCAGGCUUUUUUACUUGUGAUCGGUGUAGUAGGCGUGAUGGUGGCAGUGAUUCCUUGGAUUGUAAUACCCGUGAUUCCCCUUGGCAUCACUUUCUUUUUUCUCCAGAGAUAUUUCUCAGCAACUUCACGAGAUGUUAAACGCCUGGAAUGUGCAACACGGAGCCCGGUAUUUUCACACUUAGCAUCUUCUCUCCGGGGACUCUGGACCAUCCGGGCAUACAAAGCUGAACAGAGUUUUCAGGAGCUGUUUGAUGCAUAUCAGGAUUUGCACUCAGAGGCUUGGUUCCUGCUUUUGACAAUGUCCCGAUGGCUCGCUGUGUAUCUAGAUGUCACCUGUGCAAUCUUCGUCACUGUUGUUGCCUUUGUGUCCCUGAUUCUUGCAGAUGCUUUGACUCCCGGGCAGGUUGGCCUGGUCCUGUCUCUUGCCCUCACACUCACAGGGAUGUUCCAGCGGUGCGUCAGGCAAAGGACCGAAGUUGAGAACCUGAUGAUUUCAGUAGAAAGAGUGAUGGAAUAUUUAGACCUUGAGAAAGAAGCUCCCUGGGAAUACAAGGAUCGUCCCCCGCCACCCUGGACUAAUGAAGGAAGGAUUUGGUUUCACACUGUUAACUUCAGGCACAACUUAGAUGGGCCUCUGGUACUGGAGAACCUGACCGCAGUCAUUGAAUCAGGAAAAAAGCUUGGGUCUCCCAACUCAGACCAGGAGAGAAGCUUGAAGAAGAGACUAAACCAGAACAGACAAAGUCGUAGGACGCUCUUCCCCACCUCCCUCGCCAUCCUUGGGUCCUAA
Messenger RNA from Capra hircus (goat), 2046 nucleotides. RefSeq names its product multidrug resistance-associated protein 4-like. Gene Ontology annotation, biological process: transmembrane transport. The record is from RefSeq and is a predicted model, not a curated record. Gene Ontology annotation, cellular component: plasma membrane. Lineage: Eukaryota; Metazoa; Chordata; Mammalia; Artiodactyla; Bovidae. Gene Ontology annotation, molecular function: ATP hydrolysis activity; ABC-type transporter activity; ATP binding.